Molecule: messenger RNA, 2097 nt
Organism: Theileria orientalis strain Shintoku
Lineage: Eukaryota; Apicomplexa; Aconoidasida; Piroplasmida; Theileriidae
Exons: 2
Coding region: 1-2097 (698 amino acids)
Biological process (GO): endocytosis
Cellular component (GO): endosome; clathrin vesicle coat; plasma membrane
Molecular function (GO): clathrin binding; phospholipid binding
Source: RefSeq, a predicted model, not a curated record
AUGCGUGCGAUCAAAAACAAGUUGGAGGCCUUUGGCUCCAGCAACCAGCACGUGAGGCUGAUGACCUCGAACGAGCUGGACAAGUGUCUGAGGGAGGCGCUCUACUCUGAGAGCGUCGGAUGCUCAGACUCGAUCCUGUUUGACAUUUCGCAGGCGACCUACCACGACGCGUUCUUCGACCGCAUCAUGAAGGCUGCCUGGAGCUGCGUGGGCUCGCGCGCCAGCAAGAUCAGGCGCAUCCAGAAGGGGCUGAAUUUGCUGAACUACUUGGCGAUCAACGGCUCGGAGCGCUGCAUUUCCGACAUCAUCGGACACAUAGACGUGCUGCACUCGCUGCCGAAGCUCAAGUUCGGCAAGAAUAACACUGAGCUCUCGAUGCUGGUGAUUGAGAAGGCGAGUCAGCUGAGCGCGCUCGUGCUCGACUCUAAGACUUUGCAGGACAAGAGGAAGUACGCAGCCUCCAUCAGGGACCGCUUCGUCUCCGUGGGCUCCACCAACGGCUUCGUGGAGACCGACGUGCUCCACAAGCCGGUCUUCGUGCUCGACAAGACGAAGAACAUCCCGCAGGAGAUGGCCGCGCCUAACGCGAUGCCCCUGGGCUUCGGCGGACUCCACGGCAGCUACGCGAUGCACGGCAAGGCCGCAAGUCGCCUCGCAAUGAACCAGAUGGCGAUGAAGCACAGCGGCCGCAAGUUCCUCUCGCGACUCUUCAGGAACAGCCUCAAGGUCUCGGACAACCCGCACAACAUGGGCCUCUUCGGGAACCAGCAGAGCAGCUUCGCGGACUACCAGGUAACCGGCGCGAACCUCGGCUACGGCCUGGGCGGCUACGCCGACAUCAACUUCAGCACGCACGAGGACGAGUUCAACCCGUUCCCCCUCGUGAACAACACUAACGACAGCUACUAUAAGCACAGCUUCGCCGGUGCCCGCGCCUCUAAGGGCCACAAGGGCGCCUCCAAGCUCGCCUCCACCCGCGUUACCGCAGGCCGCGGCGGUCGCGUCGGCAGCCACUCCGGCAGCAAGAGCGAGGACAGCUCCUUCAAGUACCACACUUCGACUGACAGCGAGAGCAGCUACUCCUCGAGCAGCUCCAGCAGCUCCGGGAGCGACAGCAGCUACAGCUCCCGCGGCCGCAGGCCUCACCGCAGGCACGACUCGAAAUAUGACGGCAGGUACGACUCCAGGGGCCACGGCGCCGAGCCUAGGGGCCGCUCCUCCAGGUCGAACAGGCACCGCGGCUACGGCAGGCGCCACAGCUUCUCCGAGAGCAGCGGCAGCAGCUACUCCGGCUCCGAGAGCGAGUACGAGAGCAUAGACCACUACGAGCACUCCCAGCACUACCAGGGCGCCCAGCCGCACUACGGCCACUACAACGCCAGCUCGUACUCAGGCUACUCCGCUCCGCCUCCCCUCGGUCCGCCCGGUCACUACUACGACGGCAGGUUCUACUCUCCUGAGGACCCUCGGCACCCGCACCCCUCUAGUGAGCGUGCUGACUUUGGGCCCGGCCCUCGCGGCAGGCCCUACUACGCCCAGGGAGUCUCCGCCAGCCACAGGUUCUCCGGCAACGCCUACUCCGCCGCCCCCAGGCCUCAUCGCAACUUCCAGCACUUUCAGCAGUCCGACGACUACCAGGACCACCAGGGCUACGUCGUCCCCGCCGCCUCCCCCCCUGCUGAGCCCAAGUAUCCUCUCUCCGGCCAGGAGAGGCGCCCCAGCGGCGGCCGACACUCCCGAUUCUCGAGGCACCCUAACGACAGGCACGUCUCCGACGACAAGUACGCUUCUGAGCGCUACACCAGCGACAUGUACGACGCCGACGCCAAGUACGCUGCUGACCGGUACGAGGUUGGCUACAACUACUCUGGCGAUGGCCAUCAUGGCGACAAGUUUACUGCUGAGGCGUUCGAUGCUGGUGACAAGUACGCCACAGACAGGUACGACGCUGACGACAAAUUUGCCGCUGGGAAGUUCGACAAGCCCGGCUUCUCCGAUCGGGCUCUUCCCAAGUCCUCCGUUCGCGACUCCUUCGUCGCCUCCGCCCCUGUCGCCUCUUCGUACUCUCUUCACCAGAACCCCUUUACCAGGGCUUAA